Lodderomyces beijingensis is the source of this 1149-nucleotide messenger RNA. Lineage: Eukaryota; Fungi; Ascomycota; Pichiomycetes; Serinales; Debaryomycetaceae. The record is from the annotation of a GenBank genome assembly.
AUGAGUUCACGAAGAUCAAGUGUAGAGGAAGCAAGAAGGCUCCAGCGGAGAAGAACAGUGCACGAGGAACAGGCCGAGGUGCAAGCGGAAACCGUUGAGGCUGGCCUCCCCGAGGGCUUCAGAACUUCGGAGAAAGAGAGGGAGAAACGGCCGUUGGUGGUUCAGAAAUACCGCAAGUACUUGCCUAUUAUCUUGAACAUUGUCCAUGGAGCAGUGUGGGGGGUUCUUGCGCGGAAGGGACUCAUGAACUUGACCACUUACUCCGGGUCCUAUCUUUCUGGGGUGAUUUGGGCGAACUUCACGGCGUGCUUGGUUAUGGGGCUAAGUAUAGAGGGCGACGGGUUGUGGCUCUUUUUGUUGGAGCACGAAGUGUAUUCAAACAAGGGGAGCAUACCGGUUUACACCGGUAUCACCACGGGGUUCUGCGGCACAUUGUCGUCUUUCUCCACCGUGAUACUCGACUUGUUCAACAGGUGUGCCAACACGGUGCCAGGAAGCGAUUACCACCCGCCAAAUGCAGGCUAUGGAGUUAUGAAUUUUUUGGCUGUCGUGUUGGCCGAGUUUGGGUUGUCAAUAAUGGGGUUCCACAUGGGUAAACAGUUUGCGCAAGUGAUUGACCACGUCACUCCCUCCUUAACAUUAAAACAGCACAAGAUACUUGAAACGGCCUCCAUGGUUGUUGCCGUUUGCUUGGUCAUCAUCACAUGUGUCUUGUUGGGGACCAAACCGCAGGGACGCUGGAGAAGCUGGACUUUUUCCAUGUUUUUUGCUCCGUUUGGCGCCAUCUUGCGUUUUUACUUGUCAAAGUACUUGAACUCAAAGAUUACUCAGUUCCCACUAGGCACAUUCUCCGCCAACCUACUAGGAACCUUGCUUUUGGCGAUCUUUACCCUCAUCGGGAGAGGUAAACUAAAGUCCGGCGGCCAAAUUUCCACCCAUAUAAUGGGGUGCCAUGUGUUGACUGGACUAAACGAUGGAUUCUGCGGAGCUUUAACUACUGUCAGCACUUUUGUUGCCGAGUUGUUUGGGCUAAAGACGUUGGAUAGUUAUAGGUAUGGAACUGCCUCGGUUAUGGCGAGUUUUGCAAUCAUGGUCUUGGUGCUUGGCUCCUACAACUGGACCAUUGGCUUGACCGAAGCCGUUUGCUGA